Molecule: messenger RNA, 1163 nt
Organism: Pseudovirgaria hyperparasitica
Lineage: Eukaryota; Fungi; Ascomycota; Dothideomycetes; Acrospermales; Acrospermaceae
Exons: 1
Coding region: 47-871 (274 amino acids)
Source: RefSeq, a predicted model, not a curated record
GGCCCAUUCUGCCGCUGUUAGGAAAAGGCUACAUGAGUCAUCCGUGAUGUUCAGCUUGUCUGGAGUCCUGGUUGUUCUGACAACUGGUGUACUAAUCUUCUGUUUUAUUGAUCCAGGCAGAUCACAUAGUCCUUCAAUCUCAUACAAUCCCUCAUCCAACACGGUCACGAACUACGACCAAUAUCAAACCCUGGAAACUUGGACAUGUGUUCUUUCAGUCAAGGCAAGCUCACUCAACAUAUUGCGCCAACAAUGCCGCCAGGCACGUGCUGCACGGUUCUUACUUAUUCCCAACAUUGCUGUGACUGCAUUGCUGGCAUGUUGUCUGGCCUGGCGUCAGCGUGUUUUCAACCUUCAUCAGGACGACGUUCCUGAUAAGGUUGAGAUAGAUGCAUUGGAGAAGCGAACAGGCUUUGUAACGCGCCCGUCGGAGCAGACAAUCGUGGAAUUAGAUACCGGCUCAGCCAAAGAAGUCGCCGGUGGCCAAAUUACUGAAUUACCACAGGCGGCGGCGGAGCUCCCUGGUCCAAAAAUGACAUAUAAUGGCGCCGAAUACUUCGCUGGCACAGCAAUCCCAUCGGCGACAGUGCAUUCGGGAUGGCCGCUAGACCGAGUCAUACUGUGGCUCUCAGUAAACAACUUCUCGAUUGAGUGGCAAGAGCUAUUCCGGUACUUAAACCUCGACGAAGGUCUGUUUCUAGACCUCGGACGUGACGAUGCCAACAAGAAAGAUGCCAAUGCCAUGUAUCACAAGAUCCUUCCUCAACUGGCCCAACAGUAUAGAAAGAGUGGCGUGCGGUGGGACAGACAGAAAGCAAGAGAUGAGAGUAGAAGAUUGCAAAGGUUGAUACGGAGUAUCCUCGAAGACUGAAGCCUAUAUUUUGCAACACGAUCUUUUACCACCUGGAUGUCGUCUCGAUGGUUUGCUGAGGAGUUACAUUCUUGGUGAAUACUAAUGAUGCCUUCGCUACGCAGCGGGUGUGCACAUAACGAUGAACACCUGGCUUUGCGAGCACAUUGGGCAUGCUCAACUCCAUUACGUGAACUUUUCGCGCGGAGACUUCACCAUACUUGAGCUUCGCACACAAAGGCCUCUAUGUUACGGACAUCGUUAGCAACGCAGCUGUAAUACACAAUGCGAUGUUUAACGUUUUCGAGGCUAU